AAAAAGGCCAAGAAAACUCUGGCCGGGCCCCAGCUGCGGCUCACUCUGCUCCCCCGGGUCGGAGCCCACCUGGAGCUGCGCGCGGGCUUUCAGCGCGGAGCCCAGCGCAGAACCUCGCCCGCGCAGUCCCCCGCGCGCCCGGCGUCUCGGCGCUGAUUUCCAGGCCCCGGAGCCGCGCCAAGCGCUGCGAGCGGACCCGGGAAGAGCUGCGGCCCCCACACCCGCCGCUUCACCGGCUUGGCUCCCUCCGCCCCCCCGGGGGUCGCGCACCCACGAUGCCGCAGGGCCCCGGCUCCCUGCUGCUGAUCGUCCUCGCCUCGCACUGCUGCUUGGGCUCGGCGCGCGGGCUCUUCUUCGGCCAGUCCGACUUCCCCUACAAGCGCAGCAACUGCAAGCCCAUCCCGGCCAACCUGCAGCUGUGCCACGGCAUAGAGUACCAGAACAUGCGGCUGCCCAACCUGCUGGGCCACGAGACCAUGAAGGAGGUGCUGGAGCAGGCGGGCGCCUGGAUCCCGCUGGUCAUGAAGCAGUGCCACCCGGACACCAAGAAGUUCCUGUGCUCGCUCUUCGCUCCCGUCUGCCUCGACGACCUGGACGAGACCAUCCAGCCGUGCCACUCGCUCUGCGUGCAGGUGAAGGACCGCUGCGCUCCGGUCAUGUCCGCCUUCGGCUUCCCCUGGCCCGACAUGCUCGACUGCGACCGCUUCCCCCAGGACAACGACCUUUGCAUCCCCCUCGCUAGCAGCGACCACCUCCUGCCGGCUACAGAGGAAGCCCCAAAGGUAUGUGAAGCCUGCAAAACUAAAAACGAAGAUGACAACGACAUAAUGGAAACACUUUGUAAAAAUGAUUUUGCACUGAAGAUAAAAGUGAAGGAGAUCACCUACAUCAAUAGAGACACCAAAAUCAUCCUGGAGACCAAGAGCAAGACCAUUUACAAGCUGAACGGAGUGUCCGAGAAGGACCUGAAGAAGUCGGUGCUGUGGCUCAAAGACAGCCUGCAGUGCACGUGUGAGGAGAUGAACGACAUCAACGCGCCCUACCUGGUCAUGGGGCAGAAGCUGGGUGGGGAGCUGGUCAUCACCUCCGUGAAGCGGUGGCAGAAAGGGCAGCGCGAGUUCAAGCGCAUCUCCCGCAGCAUCCGCAAGCUGCAGUGCUAGUCCCAGGCUAGCCUCGCUGCGGACCGCUCCCAGGGCCCCGCCGACCCGCCCCGCUGCUCUGGGACGUCAGCGCGGUUUCCCCAGCACGCUCCCUCGGCUCCUCCGGCCUGGAGCGGCUUCCCCUGCCUUUUGCACGUUUGCACCCCAAGCAUUUCCUGACUUAUAAGGCCCCAGGAGGCCUCAGGAUCAGAUAGGUGUCUUCACAUAAAGGAAAAACCCACCCAAAUCUUGUAGAAAUACUCCAACUAAUAAAAUCGAAAGGAUUUUUAUGAAGUUUUUAAAAAGGUCACUUAAGAGCUAUUUCACGUAGGUGCAACUGUGACUCUGGCUUGAUUUUUCUGGUUUGGUUUGGGUCUGUUUCCACUGACGUUGCCGUAACGUGCAAACAGCUUCACUUUUCUGUGUGGCCUGAACUUUCCCUUUUCUGUUGUGGGUCCAAAACCCAGUUGAGAUAAAGCUGGCUGUUAUCUCAGCACCUCUCUCAGCUGCAGCCUGAAUCAGCACCUGAAUCGUGUAACAAGUCAUUUGUCAUUUAACAUCCCUGUUGGGAACUUAACAACUGUAGCAUGUAUUGCGUUUUGCAUUUCCAGGUAGAGCACUUCCAUUUAUAAAAGCCACAUUAACCUCCGUAGCAUGAGUUCUUCAAAUAAAAGGCAAAACAGACCAAUUUUAUGAUUGACCUGAGUACUUUAAACUUUGUUUAAAACACUUUUUUACUUAACUUUGCAGAUUAAACCAUUGUAGCUUACCUGUAAUAUACACAGUAGUUGACCCCAAAAAGUUGUAAAAAUAUUGCUUUAACCAACACUGUAAAUAUUUCGGAUAAACAUUAUAUUCUUGUAUAUAAACUUUACAUCCUGUUUUACCAA
Messenger RNA from Capra hircus (goat), 2029 nucleotides. RefSeq names its product secreted frizzled related protein 2 (gene SFRP2). Gene Ontology annotation, molecular function: Wnt-protein binding. Gene Ontology annotation, biological process: canonical Wnt signaling pathway; negative regulation of canonical Wnt signaling pathway; non-canonical Wnt signaling pathway. The coding region runs from base 276 to 1160 and encodes 294 amino acids. The record is from RefSeq and is a predicted model, not a curated record. The transcript has 3 exons. Lineage: Eukaryota; Metazoa; Chordata; Mammalia; Artiodactyla; Bovidae.